This is a messenger RNA of Leguminivora glycinivorella, 3624 nucleotides long. Its product is annotated as G-protein coupled receptor Mth2-like. The record is from RefSeq and is a predicted model, not a curated record. Bases 179 to 1969 code for a protein of 596 amino acids. Gene Ontology annotation, cellular component: membrane. Gene Ontology annotation, biological process: G protein-coupled receptor signaling pathway; cell surface receptor signaling pathway. Lineage: Eukaryota; Metazoa; Arthropoda; Insecta; Lepidoptera; Tortricidae. The transcript has 10 exons. Gene Ontology annotation, molecular function: G protein-coupled receptor activity.
AACAAGUGCAGCGCGUUGAUGUCUCGCUAUCGGGAAAGCGCGCGAAAAGCGGCUCGAGCUCAGUUGCCUCGCGCCUUCCGCCCGAGAUGGUCGCCACGCGCGCGCUCGCUCUAGCCGCGCUGCUCGCGCUCGCGGCCGCCCACCUACCCUCCCGGGACAACAUACUCCGAAUACAACUAUGGGACGCCGAAGGACUAACCAGGGAACCCGUAACCCCGCCCCGAGAAAAAAGUUGAAGGUCAACUUAGACUCGCUCUAUAAAGCUAUGUUAGAAGAAGAUGGUGGAGAAGUCGGAAGAUUCACCAGGCACAAAGUGCGGCAUAAGCGCCGCAGACCGCGCGAAGUUGAGAACUUGGUCCCGUGGCGGUUUCACGAAGGAAACACUUCCUUAAACGUUAUCGAGUACGAAGGUGACGAACCUCCAGACUUGUGGUCUAGUGCAGUGAGUGACAGUGUCGUGCGUCCUGAGCCGGAUCCCCCGAAGGCGUACCGUCAGGAGCAGGACCAAGACGAAGAAAUCAAAAAACAGCUGCCAGUGGUACCAAAAUGCUGCGACAGCGGUCAGAACCUCACGUUCACGUUCCAAAAUGGAGCGACGCGGUCAGUCUGCGCGCGGAGCAGUCUGACCUUCCAGCCCAUCUUCCAUAAAGCCAACGAGUCACAUAUCUGGAGCUACGACAGCAAUGUGUUUGAAACUAUUGUGGGAAACCCUUGCGCGUAUGACAGAUACAAACUGGAACCAGACAAAAUCAGCGAAGAUGAGUUCUACCUCCUCGUCAACGGGUCUCUCUUUGUCCCCUUCAGCAAGCCACCUUUACUUAGCACCAAAGAUUUCUGCAUGGAGACAUUUUACAACGAGUCCAAUCCUGCUGGAGUGACUUUACCUCUGGUGUGCUUCUCUCAGCCGGUGGAAACGGCUAAAACCUCUACCACGCUUAUUCUUUAUGCAGUUGGUUUACUAAUCUCCGUGCCGUUUCUGCUUGCAACGGCGUGCGUGUACACAUUCAUCACCGAGCUACGAGACACGCAUGGCAAAGCUCUGGCAUGCCAUUCGACUUGUCUGGCAAUCGCCUUCUCCUGUCUGGCAGCUACGCAACUGGCGGGCCAUGCGUUUCCAGUCGUGGCAUGCACUAUAAUGGCUUACCUCAUCCAGUUUUCGUUCGUGUCCUGUUUUUUCUGGUUGAACGUUAUGAGCUUCGAUAUUUUUCUAAAUGUUAGGCGAUACCUAAACUCGUCAGUAAGCAGAAGAAGCAUGCGGCGUCGAUUCGCGUGGUACUGCGCGUAUGCUGUAGUCCUACCGGUGAUAUUAUUGGUGGUCACCAUCAGCAUGGAACUAUCGCCAGCUGUACCCAGCACUUAUCUCAAGCCUAACUUCGGGGUAAAGGGCUGCUGGUUCAAAACGGACCAAGCAGCCCUACCCUACUUCUACGGGCCCGUCGCGGCCAUCUUGUUGAGCAACCUCGUCAUCUUCGUGUGCACUUCGCGAGCGUUCGCGAAGCAUUAUGACAAGCUGAAGGAUGUUACGCCACUAGACCUUGCCCAUUCAGACUUCAGUACGACGGACGACUGGGUGCGCCUGGGCACAGUCUUAGGACAGCCUUUGACUGUUCCUGAGCGGUCGCCCACGAGGGACAGCGGUGGAUUUACGCAGCGGUUAAAAAAGUAUAGGAAAAUAUUCCGUACAAGUUGCCUACUCUCCGUCAUCAUGGGUUUAUCCUGGGUGCUGGAGGUGGUCUCCUGGUGGGCAGAAGCUGGCUCCAGCUCCGUCUCCGUGUGGUCGGUGUUUGACAUCAUCAACGCUCUUCAAGGCGUUGUCAUUUUUGGCAUGUUUGUUCUGCAGCAGCCCGUGCGAUCAUACGUGAAGCUAUCAAAAUUCUGCCAAUUCUGUCGACGAAGAAGGGACGGUUCAGAAGUGUCUGUAGUGAGUGCAAAGUGUAGCGUCGGCUCCGGAAGGAGAGACUUCGUGUAAAGUGUAUAUUAUAUAUAACUGGAAUAGUGUCACCAUAUGCAUGUGUUUAUCGCGCACCUACUACCUCGCUUCGUCUCCAGCGGUAUCAGGGAUGGACGAACUGUAGCCUUAGCAAUAUCGAUGUCGACUGGACAGAAAAGAUAAUGGACAGAGAGAGGUCGUAGACCAAGAUCCACUUCAGAUCGUCGUGUCACAAUAAUCAGAGAGUGGUCACAAUUGCCUCUACUCGAAAUUCAUUGAGGCAACUUUACCUAUCUUCGGUAUAGGAGAGAUACAUUGCUACUCUUGAAAGGUAUCACUGAUUCUUUGCCAGGCGAAUAAUAUAAACUGGUUCGGAGGUUCCAUCACUUCUGAUAUCAUAAUAAAUGGAUCCAUUGAUGAAAGUGGUUGUACCUAUAUGGACUUGAAUAAAAUGGUCGCGUUUAUGAGCAGUCACACUAUAGACGCUCGAGACUGAUAUUAGUAACAGUAUUAUUAUUUAAGAUCGCUCCAGUGGUUUGAAUUUUUAGUAUCAGAUAUUUUUUUGUUGCAUUUUUAGCUACAUUAACCUCUUUUCAAGGUUUUAUGGCAGUUAAGUUUACUGAAAAGCGUUUGCAUUAAUUUACUUGGCUUGCGGUUGUCACACUUAUGCUUUGUCGAUGUCGGUGUGUGUAAUGAGUAAUUUUAAUAAAAAAAAUACUUUUUAGACUUUUACUGCAAAAGCUGGAUCGUGUUUAUAUUUAAUUACAACGGGUGAUUUCUAAUCCAAAAUAUUUAUUAUCCAAUCAGAAUUCAGAACACACACGACAGAUAUAAGUACGUACGUAGCUUUGUUCGAUUCGCGAACUCAUUGACAUCCAAUUAACAUGGAUAUCGACAUCUAUGUCAAGUGUGUCGCAACACUCGGCAAUGCCAAUAUUAGGUCAUUAUGCUAGUUCAAACUAUUAGGAGCGAUCUAUACCAACUGUAUGUGUGUAGCCCUUUACAUCACCUGACACGAUAUCGAGAUUUUUCUACCUUUUUUAGAGUCUGAGGAUCAGACUCAGAUCUUAAAGUACCUAUUACUUGACCUCGCUACAAAAUGUUCCAUGUCUGUUUUAGACAAUUUCUGCUAAAUUUAUGUUAGAUCGAUAGUAUGUCAGAUGGUGUGGGUAGGCUUUUAGAGUGAAAGACGUGUGAUCUUCUUUCUUUUUCUGUGAUAGCGCCUUUCGAAAUUUAAUUUGCUGUUCUACCAUGUAUUUUAAUCUGAAGGCCACGAAACACACACGUUUUAAAGAGAACAUAGCCUUUUUGAGCAUCGGGUCGGCGUCUAUACAGCGCUAUGGAAAAUGGCGUCGCUGCGCAGCGCUGUUGCGUCAACGUUGCGUCGAGCAGCCUCCAUAGAGUUGAGUAAACGCUGACGCACGGAAAACGCUUAGUGUGGAGUGUCUUAACUAAAUAACGGUAUAAGGGCUUGAGCGUUGAGUGUGCGUUUUCGUGGCUAAGUAACCUUGUAAAAAUUGUAUAUUUAGGAUUGUACAAACUGAAAAAUGUCCAUUUAAAGUUACCGUUUAUUUAAAACAGCUUGUUGUAGCUAUGGUUGUUAAUAGUUAGUGUAAGAGAAUUGGAUAUUUUUAUAUCGUUCGUAAUGAUAGACGAGACCAAGAUGUUAAUGGUUAUUUUGUAAGUUUUAUUUA